UAUUGUGCGAUUUCAACGUGUAGUUGCAAUUGUGAACGUGACAGUGAGGCAGCUAAAACGGCAACCCAGUCCGCCGUAGAAAAGCAAAAAGUUGCGUUUUUCGUAUGUAAUGCCAGCCAUGCGUGGUGACAUGACCAAGUAUUUGAUAAUUUAGUGGCUGCGUACUUGCUUUUGUUGACCAAUAUUGACAUUUGUGGUUUGAUGGACGCGUUUCCGGCCCAGUACGGGAGAAACCAUCGACGUCUAGAUGGGGUUCGUGUGGCAUAAUUGGGCCGGCCUGGCUCAAUUAUAUCGAGCUUUUCUUCUCAAACGCACUCAUACGACGUAAACGGCAUUAAAAUUGCCUUUUGAUCAACCCGACAGACAGCUGGCGACUUUUUGGGCGGGUUUUGGUUCCGACUAAAACACCGGGGUGUUCCCCUCUUGUCUGCCGAUUUGGUGCCUCCCAACGUCCACACGUCCAGCUGAUUGCUUUGACUACCUUUCAAUUAUUCCUUUCCAAACUCAACGUUUCUUGGACUCUACCAACAACCUCUGUGGCCCGAAGCGGCUCGCGUUCUCCCGACUCGCUUCACGAAUCUCCCGAGGAUUGUUGGAACACGACGAAGGCAUUUUGUUCGAGUCCUCGUCGCCUUUUUGGAUCGUCGCUCCGCCGAGCGAGCAGGCCGCGGACUCAUCCCCAGCCUCGCGUAGUUUAUUGUGGCCGCCAUGGGCGACACUAGUGAGAGAAGCAAGCCGCCCAGUCUCCCUCCCCGGUGUCCGUGCGGCUUUUGGGGCAUCUUUGUGGAUGCGGGGCUACAGGCGGCAACACUGGACGACCAAAUUGGCCUUGAGACGACAUAUGCUAACAUGAAUCAAGGCACAGAAGCGGUAGUUUCUAAGGCGAACGCAACAUCAGCAGUGUGGGAAUAUUUCAGUUUUCAACAGAAUGAACAAGACGCUGUCGCUUCGACUGGAGCCGCCGGGCUUCUGCUCCGCCCCUCCUCCUGCAUGCAGGGAUGAGGGAGAUACAGCGCAAAUCCAGUCUAUAUCGAUAUCAACAAUAUGGUCCAGUAAAACCAUGAACCUCUGCUCCAAAUGUUUUGCUGACAUCCAGAAGAAGCAGCCUGGAGAAGACUGCACCUCCAAGGCCAUGCAAGGCAGCGGGAGCAGCCAGACACCUGUCUUCAGUAGCGAGACCACCACGACCACCAUCUCCACCACCAUCUCCUCCAUCACCACCAGCAGCAGCAGCGGCAGCAAUCAGUCUAUAUCUUCGGCAUCAUCAGCAUCAUCGUCACCACCUAGCGCCGCAGAACUACCAGCGGUCGAAGAACCCUCGCCGUUGUUUACCGCCUCCAGGGAGGGUGUGUCGUCCACAGAAACGGCGCAGGGCACACUGUGCACGCCCACGAAGCGUCCUCGAGAGUCAGCUUCGGCCUCAGAGAGCGAGGCCACGCCUGAGAAGAAGCCACGGGCGGAGGCAAAAGAUGGCGAUGGCGAGGAGGCGGGUGGGACGCCCAAGCAAAAGAAACGCCGGCGCUGCUUCCGCUGCCAAACCAAACUGGAGCUGGUCCAGCAGGAGCUGGGUUCCUGUCGCUGCGGAUACGUCUUCUGCAUGUUGCAUCGCCUCCCCGAACAACACGACUGCCUCUUCGACCACCUGGGGCGUGGGCGCGAGGAAGCCGUCCUCAAGAUGGUCAAACUGGACCGCAAGGUGGGGCGCUCGUGCCAACGCAUCGGGGAGGAGUGCUCCUGAUUGGCCACGCCCCUGCUCGCCAUCCAGUCCGAGACGAGGCGCUUACCAAGACCGGGAGUGGGGGGUGGGGGUUUGAGGAACAAUGACCAUGGGUGGGUGGGAGGGGGAAGGAAGAGGAGGAGGACCUGAGCUUGAUGAUUGAUUUUCCUGUCGGAACGUCUGAUUGGACUCCUGACGAGGCCAUUCACACUCACACAGCCUUAACCCCGCCCACAUCUCCGGAGGAGGCGGAUCCACUUGGCCACGCAGUCCUCUUCCCUGCUCACACUCCUUUCCCCCCCAACCUUCCCCCGAGUACAGCAACUUCUGGACGUUGUGCUGAACGCUCGUCCUCUGUCGGUCGCGGCCUCCGCUCGGCGACCCACGCCUCAGGUCGACCCCACCUUGCUCUCUUCCUCUUCUUCACUUUUCUUCCGCCAGCGCUCGGGUCCACGCGCAGCAUUGGACCUUGACCUCUGAUGCUCACAUGGAACGCUGACUCCAGGGAAAACCCGAACCACCUGUGUGUGUGUGUGUGUGUGUGUGUGUGUGUGUGAGAGAGAGAGCGUGCCGUGUGUGUAUGUAGCAGACCCUCCUCUUCCUCCCCCCUCUGACGCUCGGUACUGUUGUUCCUCACACUUAGCGGGAAGUACGACUGAAUUUUUGUAUUCUAAGGAAGUUGUUCACCAAAACACCGCCAACGAGUACCUGAAGUAAUCACAUGACCUGCUACCCUCCUCAAACGCUUCUUUUUAAUUUAUUUCUUAUUUUGUGGCUAGAAUUUCUUGUCAUUUUAUGUUUGGAUUGAGGCUGUUUGUUUGCGACAUGAAUAGAAUCUUUUCUUCUCUCGAUUGAGGCUUGCGAGGCGUCUGCUCUGACGGCAGUACGCUAAUCAUCACUUAGAAAUAACUUUACGAGCGGAUUUCCACAGGAAAACAUUGAGACUCCCACAAGUCCUACAGUGGCAACAUUUGAGUGAUAUCAGAGAAACGAUAUCAAAUCCACUGGUCUCGCUGCAUCCUUUUAUAAGGCAGGCUGAUGUUGCAAAUGUGUCACCUAAAGGAUGAAUCUGACGUGUGCUGACAUCACUGAUUCAAACUGCCGUGGCUGGCGCCGCCGCUCGCGUUGAUUCCAGAAAAGGCCAAUUCCUAAAUUGACGACUGUGUCGUAUCCUUGCUCUUACUUGUCGACACGUUGUGUGGACUUGGCAGAAGAAUUGAUGCGUUUGUUCCAGCAUCACAACAUGAAGACGAGCCAUCACAAAGCAGAGUGAAAAAUGAGCAUCUUUUCUUUGACUCGUCACCAAUUAACAAUGCUAGUUGUUCCUCCGGCCCUAAAAGGGAGAAACUGUCACAUCUCGCUCCUGUUUUUGGAAAUAAAAUGAUUCUUUUUGAGUGCUAAUGAGAAAUGGAAGAAAAUGAAUAUCUUUGUGUACCUUUUUAAAGAAAAGAAUUAUUUAACCUUAUAUCAGUUUGAGUUACUUACACCCUAGCAUAGAGUGACAUAUUUAGUUCAAUGUAUUAAAAAAAAAGGCAAGAACAUAAUUCUGUCCUGUUUUCUCCUUUUAAUUUUGUGUUCCUUUUUCUGCUGAAGAAAAUAAAAACUGGAUUAGAGGA
This is a messenger RNA of Dunckerocampus dactyliophorus (ringed pipefish), 3333 nucleotides long. Its product is annotated as AN1-type zinc finger protein 3-like. Bases 929 to 1738 code for a protein of 269 amino acids. Gene Ontology annotation, molecular function: DNA binding; zinc ion binding. NCBI's taxonomy places the organism in Eukaryota, Metazoa, Chordata, Actinopteri, Syngnathiformes, Syngnathidae. The transcript is spliced from 8 exons. The record is from RefSeq and is a predicted model, not a curated record.